Talpa occidentalis (Iberian mole) is the source of this 11867-nucleotide messenger RNA. RefSeq names its product protein kinase AMP-activated catalytic subunit alpha 2 (gene PRKAA2). Gene Ontology annotation, cellular component: cytoplasm. The transcript has 10 exons. The record is from RefSeq and is a predicted model, not a curated record. Gene Ontology annotation, molecular function: ATP binding; AMP-activated protein kinase activity. The coding region runs from base 1692 to 3329 and encodes 545 amino acids. Gene Ontology annotation, biological process: protein phosphorylation; intracellular signal transduction. NCBI's taxonomy places the organism in Eukaryota, Metazoa, Chordata, Mammalia, Eulipotyphla, Talpidae.
UGUGAUUUUUUUUUUAAGAUUUAUUUAUUUAUUUAUACAAGAACAGGGGUAUAGAUCAGAAGCGCGGGAGGGUGAGAGAAUCCACCAGAGCAGGGAGCGGAGCAGGCAGAAGGACUGAAGUAUACUGCUGAGGGGAGCAGCCAGGGAUUGAACUGGCGCAAAGGCUGUGGGCGCUGCAGAGGCUGCGGGCGCUGCAGAGGCUGCGGGCAGCUUCGCAACCCAGCGCUCAACUGCUGUGCCACGGGGGAGGCCUUGUAAUAGCUUCUUAAUGGAGAAGCUUAGGAGAUAAUGUCACUUAACAUCUUGGUUUCUAGUAUACAGACUCUGGUGCCGGCAAGUAAAAUUGAGUGUAUAGAUUUGGUGGCGAAAUGGAAGAAUGCUAGUUUUUAUUUUGAAUUGGGGCAAUUUUGUGGUAUUAACCCUGAAAUAUAUUGAGUUGAAGAAGGGUCCAGAGUCAUUUGUAGAUAAUUAGUAAUUAGGUGAAUGAGAUACUAAAGGCUCUAUUUUGGACCUAGGUUAGAAAUCUGGGAACACUAAACUGUAAAGCACAGGUGGAGGCCAUAAAGGAGACCAUCUGAAAGAAGAACCAGGAAGAGUAGAGUCAUCCCAAAAAGAGAGUGAUCAGUGUUAUUGUCCAAUAUGGCAAAAAGUACAGUUAUCUGAGAACUGAAAAAUCUACAUAGAGUAAUAAUUAAUGCAACUUUUGCGGCCCUCUGGUUUUAGUAGCAGAUUGGAGGCAGAAGCCAGAAUUUAAGGAAGCUAGAAAGGGAAGAGCCAUUUUGAAAAAUUAUGAGGAAAGUAUUGGCAACUACAGGAAGAUACAGAGUAAAAUGAAGAUUGGGAUGUGCAGAAGGGAUGUUGAUUGGCUGAAGAGAAGGAGCUAUUAUAAUAGAAAAUGGUGGGAUGUAAGGACAGGGUAGAAAAGAUGGACUCAAGGGUACAAAUCGAUGAGACAGGCCUUAAAGGGGAGAAGGGGAAGAUGUCCCUGGAGGAAAGAGGGAUGUAGAUAUAAGCAAGCCUUUUAAGAUAAAGGAAACUGCUCCUAGUGACUUCUUCCUCCCUAAACAAUAAAAGAUGAAUCUGUCUGCUGGAAGGGGUGAAAAAUUAAAUAGGUGUUAUGAGGAUGAUGGUGAAAAUUUAGGAUAGCAAUUGAGGGAAAUAGGAGUGGGACUUAGAAAUUUGUUCUCUGAUUGAGGGAUUUGCCUUUCCCUCAACAGUAAGGGAAUGUUACGUGAAAGGGCGAGAACUAUUAUUUCACUUAAUGUAAAUAUUAUUUAGGAUGUAGUAUGUAUAAAACACUGCUGCAUACUUUCUGGAAGAUUCAGGUGCAUAUUUAAGGAGCAUAUGAGCUUACAGCUCAUGUCAUAUGUUUUGGCACCAGCACAAAUGCUUAUUAUAGCCUAAAAAUGGCAAAUGAGACAUGAGCUUUAUAAACUUACCAUGAGUGAAAGAGACUCCUUUAAAUAGAAGGGAACUAGAAAGACGUUAUGGAAAAAGCAAAAAAAGUGGAGACUAUAUAUGUAUUACUUGAUGAAAUAAUAUUGAAACUAGUUAUGUGUUUUUAUUUUAUUAUAGCAAUCACUUAUUCUGUAAUAUAGUGACUGGCAUUAACCUGAAGAGGAGAAGAAAACAAGAUUAAAAAUUACAGUGACUUCUGUCCAAAAGAUAUUCCAAAUUAAAUCGUUUUAUGCAUGAAUAUUAAAUUCAGUAAUAUUUUCUACAGUAUUAUAGAAUAUCUCCGUGCUAGGUGCUGUGGAUACAGAGUUGGAGAACAUCAAUUGACAGGCCAUAAAGUAGCAGUUAAAAUCUUAAAUAGACAGAAGAUUCGCAGUUUAGAUGUUGUUGGAAAAAUAAAACGAGAAAUUCAAAAUCUAAAACUCUUUCGUCAUCCUCAUAUUAUCAAACUAUAUCAGGUGAUCAGCACUCCAACAGAUUUUUUUAUGGUAAUGGAAUAUGUGUCCGGUGGUGAAUUAUUUGACUAUAUCUGUAAACAUGGACGGGUUGAAGAGAUGGAAGCCAGGCGACUCUUCCAGCAGAUCCUGUCUGCUGUAGAUUACUGUCAUAGGCAUAUGGUGGUUCAUCGAGAUCUGAAACCAGAGAAUGUGCUGCUGGAUGCACACAUGAAUGCCAAGAUAGCUGAUUUUGGAUUAUCUAAUAUGAUGUCAGAUGGUGAAUUUCUGCGAACUAGUUGUGGAUCUCCAAAUUAUGCAGCACCUGAAGUCAUCUCCGGCAGAUUGUAUGCAGGUCCUGAAGUUGAUAUCUGGAGCUGUGGCGUUAUCUUGUAUGCUCUUCUUUGUGGCACCCUCCCAUUUGAUGAUGAACAUGUGCCUACAUUAUUUAAGAAGAUCCGUGGGGGUGUUUUUUAUAUCCCAGAAUAUCUCAAUCGUUCUGUUGCCACUCUCCUGAUGCACAUGUUACAGGUUGAUCCCCUGAAACGAGCAACUAUCAAAGACAUAAGAGAGCAUGAAUGGUUUAAACAAGAUUUGCCCAGUUACUUAUUUCCUGAAGAUCCCUCCUAUGAUGCAAACGUCAUUGAUGAUGAGGCUGUGAAAGAAGUGUGUGAAAAAUUUGAGUGUACAGAAUCGGAAGUAAUGAACAGUUUAUAUAGUGGUGACCCUCAAGACCAGCUUGCAGUGGCUUAUCAUCUUAUCAUUGACAAUCGGAGAAUAAUGAACCAAGCCAGUGAGUUCUACCUCGCUUCUAGUCCUCCAACUGGUUCUUUUAUGGAUGAUAGUGCCAUGCAUAUUCCCCCAGGUCUGAAACCUCAUCCAGAAAGGAUGCCACCUCUUAUAGCAGAUAGCCCUAAAGCAAGAUGUCCAUUGGAUGCACUGAAUACAACUAAGCCCAAAUCUUUAGCGGUGAAAAAAGCCAAGUGGCACCUUGGAAUCCGAAGUCAGAGCAAACCAUAUGACAUUAUGGCUGAGGUUUACCGAGCUAUGAAGCAACUGGAUUUUGAAUGGAAGGUAGUAAACGCAUACCAUCUUCGAGUGAGAAGAAAAAAUCCAGUGACUGGCAAUUAUGUGAAAAUGAGCUUACAGCUUUACCUGGUUGACAAUAGAAGCUAUCUUUUGGACUUUAAAAGCAUUGAUGAUGAGGUGGUGGAGCAGAGGUCGGGUUCCUCUACACCCCAGCGUUCCUGUUCUGCUGCUGGCUUACAUAGAGCAAGAUCAAGUUUUGAUUCUGCAGCUGCAGAGAGCCAUUCGCUUUCUGGUUCUCUCACUGGCUCCUUGACUGGAAGCUCUUUGUCUUCAGUUCCACCUCGCCUGGGCAGUCACACCAUGGAUUUUUUUGAAAUGUGUGCCAGUCUGAUCACUACUUUAGCUCGUUGACGAUCUUUUCCUAAUCUCUAUUUUUUUGUUACCGCACUGUGAAAAUCAGACAUAUUCUUUAAAUUAUUAUCUUAUGGCUGUCACAUACUCUGCAAUACUGAUUGAGAAAUGUGAAUGUCUCCAGGGGACACUCAGUGCCAUUGAUGUUACUAAAAACAAAAUAGUUUGACACUUCAUUUACCUGUAGAAAUCUGUAAUUCUUUUUGCCUACUAUAAAUCCACAUAAGGCAUUAUCUUUAGUAGGUGACAUUGAUGAAGAUUGUUUAUUUAAAAUUGUGAGUUCACUACAGAUGAUUAAUCCACCUUCACUGGUGAAUCAUCUCAACUGAAGGGUGCUUUGGCAACACCGCCUUGCUUUACUCUUGAAUUACAGGUACAUUCAGUUGACUUCUCAUUUUCAGUAAGCUUUAAUCUGUGUUUAUGCGUCCAGUUGUCUUGCACAAGAAGGUUAAAAGAUAAAGCAACUAUUAAUAAGAUAGUAUUUGUAUGCUGAAAUUUUAAAAGGCUUCUAACAGUUUUUGCAGCUACUACCUAGCACUCGACAGAAGGGCUCUGAUCCUGAACUAGGUAGCCCGAAUUUCCAGGUUUUUUUGAAAACAGCUGUAAAGAACCCAAGGUUUUAUCUUGAAAUUUCCCUGGAUAAUUUAUCUUAAGAGCCUUCAAAGUUCAGUAUCGGAACAUCUAGAACUGCAAGAACAUUCAUCUUUACCAUAAAUUUAUAUCAUUUUAAAAGAUGCCUUCAAAAUCUACUUUCCUUAAAUUCUUUUUGACUCUGUUUUUUCACUUCACCAAGCACAGGAAAACAUGAAACCAAGCAAAUUAUCAACCACUCUUUAAAAGAGUACUCUCACGUUUGAGCUCUUAUUAUGUGCAGUGUUAGGGGAGAUAAUGUGUCUGUCCUGUUGCAUCCUACAAUGCUAAUUCAGCACCUGAAAGUUUAAGUUUGUUAUUGUGGCUACUCUCCCCCAACCCCCACCUUCUCUAGUCACCAUUUUCUUUGCUUGGUCCUUAGUGGCUGAUUGACUUAUUUCAGUCUUUCUCUGUUUCCCUUUCUUUGUUCUAUAUCUUGGUUGCCAGCCAGCCAAUUUGACAAUACUGUUCUGGCCCUAAGGGCUUUUGUGUACUUCCAAAACUUGGUAGGCUGUGACCUUCAUGUUGAACCUGUUAGGGUAGGGAAGACUUAAUUUAAAAAAAAAAACAAAACUCUUGAAUAAAUACUAUGUUGUUUACAUAUAUACAUAUAUGUAUUCACACUAGUGCUUUUAAUGAAAAGCCAAUUUUUUUUUUUUUUUGUUUUUCCUUGUGCAGGCUUUUUUAAUUAAAGAAAAAAAUCCCUAGAGAUAGCAGAGUACAUAAAGCUUGUUUAUUUUGUUGUUUUAGUGAAAGUAUUUAAAAUUUAUUUAAUUUGAAUAUUUUCAUUUGUUUAAUAUAAUUAAUUUUAUUCAUCUGACUUACCCUAGAAAAGACUGAGCUCUUCAAAACAAAAAAUGAUACUGCCUCGACAAAUUUCUCUGCCAGAAAUACUGUUUUUUUCUACCAAGAGGCAAAUGAGAGUAGAGCAAGUGUUUGUGGAAGAUAAACAUGUCUAUCUUUAAUUCUGAAUCAGAAGUUUGUAGCAUGUCAUGUCUACAACUUUAAAAAAAUGGUGUUAAUUAAAUUCUAAGUCUGAUUUCUAAGUCGAGAUAAAAGGAAUCCUUGUUCCCCAAUUUGGGAAAGAGUGAGAUUGCAGUUAAGAUGUUUUAAGUUUAAGCCUUGGAAAGAUUGCCAUCUAGUGACACCAAAGGGUACUUUCUGGGGCCAUUUGUAUAGGGAUAAAUAGUCCUAAUGGCACAAUUUUGACUUCUUCAAAUAUGUUGUAAAUUCCUCUGUUGAGGGAAAAAAUGGUGCCUCAUAAUAGUUACCUGGUGUGAUGACCUUAGAAAGGUCACCUCAUAAAAUUUGCCUGAUACGGUGACCUUAGAAAUAAGGAACCAAUCUUAUUCUUUCUCCCAAAUGACAAAAUCUACAAUCUUACAAGCAGAUAAACAGCAGGAAGGAAUCCAAUGGCAUUUUAGCUGUAUUGGAGUCCAAUAAAUGUUAGAAACAUCAAAAUUGCUUUAUAUGAAUGAUCAUCAUUUUUGGAGGGAGUUAACAUUUAUUUUUUCAUUCCAGUAUUUCUGAACAUCGACAAUUUGAGAGUUACCUGUUGAACUUUAGGAGAACCAAGAGUCACAGUUUUGGUUCCUACAUACAUAUGUUUUUAAAACACAGCUAUUCUGUGCAUCUAGAUGGUGUAGUAAGUUGGUUUAUAGAGAGAUUUCAGGAGGCCCGGUCCAACAUAAUAGGGGCUAGAACUUUCAUAGAGUUUUUUGUAGCUAUUGGUCAGGGAGAGGGAAUGAACGUUGCUUGCCCCAGUUACCCACAUUUCAGUCUCAUAAAUGGGUUAAUUUUGAGUGUGUUAAGUAGAUCUGGGGUAGGAAUGACUUCUUCCAGUUAUAAUUCUGGAGGAGAGCUGCUAUCAUUAGUUUUUAGAUAAAGUCUAAGCUACAUCAUGGAAAUGGAUGCCAUAGUGUUUGAGGACAGCAUUUACUGAACUGUUUCCUGUGAGAUGCUUUGCAGAAAAAAAAGAUUCCACUGAGUAAGUUUGGAAAAAUGUUACAUGCUAUUCUUCUGCUUGAGUAUGGCAAUGGAUAUGAACAUUAAAGACUUUGACAAGUCUUUAUGUGAAAAAAGUAAAAUAUUUUACUUUAACUCUGCUUUCCCCAAUUUUUAAAACUAACUUUAAAACUUAUUUUCUUAAGAGAUGAAGCAAAUUUGGGAAAGACUUAAGGAAAAAAUUUGCCCCAGGUUUUCAUAAUUAAGAUAGUUUAAAAUUAAGGCUUCCUUUCCUUGUUGAAGAAACUGGUUCAAAAUCAGAAUAAUCUCUUUUUAACAUGUGGAUAUAUUCAUCUUGAGCAAAUGCUGACCUAAAAAGAAUUUCAUAUGACUUGUUCCAUUGUACCUUGGUUUUCUUAAUCAGUUUGUGGUAUUGCUUGGAGCAAAAUUUAUUUUUGAACUUGAAAAACCUUAAACAAGAUUACUUAUAAAAAGAGCUAAGAGAUUAGCACUGAUGCUUAUGACUUUCUGGGUAAUGAUUCAGUAUCAUUGAUUCUUUGAAAAUGUAUAGUUUUUAAAAUACUUUAUACAGGACACCAGUUUAGAUCUAAUUCUUACUGUCUUUAAUGUAGGUCAAAUUGAAUAUAUAGGGAGGGAGAGAAGCAGGCUAACUGUUUUGAGUUUUUGUUUUGAUCAUCUCUUAAGAGACACUUUUGUAACCUCCAGGAUUUGUAUGCCUUGAUACUAACCAUCUGUUAAGAGAAUCGGGAGCUGAGAUUAGUAAAAAAUAAUAGUAUUUCUGCAUCAGGUAAUUGGCUACAUAGAAUGCAGACAAUUCUCUAUUUUCUGCAAAUAUGUUUUCCAUGUUGGUUACAUGAUUCUGAGCUUGCUUUCUCUUUCUUGACAGUUUGUGCUCAGGGAAUACAAAUUGAUUAUUAGUAGCCUCUGUUAACACUAUAUACUGAGUUAAUGUAAGCACUGCAUCUUCCACUUACAAAAUGUGAAAGUUUGGAAUGUGCCUACCACUGACACUGCAGCAUGUCUCAUUUGAGUCCUAUUCAUAGGUGUGAAGCCUCAGUACCUAAAUGCGAGACAUCUCAGUUUUGUCUGUUUCUAAAGACUUUCACCUUUUCAAUCUGACAUUUCUUUAGUUGGUGAUCCUGUCUUUCUGUGACUUCUUUAAGGAAUGUAAUUUAUUUUAAUUAUUCUUAGACAUGCUACACUAUUGAAAAUUCUAGAUGUGGGAUAUGUGCAAUCUAUUAGUCGGUCACAUCCUCUAUUGGGCCUUGUUUUUGUCUCUGACGUGGGAAAGAUAGCAUAAAAGAUCUCUGAGGUACCUUUGAGCUUUAAAGUUCUGUCUUCUCUGUCUUUUCAUAUGACUUGUUUUAGUGUUCCCUUUUUUAUAUUUAAGAGUUUUUAUACCAAUGUGAAUGUCCUAAAUUUGUUUGGUGAGGCAUUUUGAAGGUAUAUACUUGAAUAUUUUUCUAAGUACAGCUGCCCUCUGUAAAUACAAAUGGCAGAAAUCAUCUAGAAAAUCAAGCAUGUUAAAACAUCAUGUGAACUUCGCAUAAAGCAAAACAAUACUAAUCUGGAGUGAUGGAAGCAUUUUUUGCACUUAUAUGGUGAUUUUGAGAUCUACAGACCCUUCAUGUCUAUUAACUUAUUUAAUACCUUACAGUAACCUUGUGAAGUUCCCAUCUUCCGGAUGAGGAAGCAGGACCAGGAAAGUGCUUCUUAAAGCUUUUAUGCCACACAGGUAUUCAGAGGUGAACUCUGCUCUUGCCACCCUCCUCUGGGGAGAACAGUCUGAAUCAAUGAAAUAUUUGAGAACUUGAGUCAUAAAAAUAAACAGAUAUAUUGCUUUUAAGUCUUAGAAUGACAUAAUGUAGUCUUAACUGAAUAAUUUCUUAGUUUCAUUAUUGGAACCAGUUGAUUGUACUAACUAGUAAUUAUCUGAAGUAUUUAUGAUUAGCACAUUGAUUUUUACAAGUACUUCUAUGUUAUUGAGGGUUUUUAAAAAAAUGAAGAAAUGUUAGGAUGUGAUUCUUUUAUUUACAUAAUUCUUAGAGUGUAAUCUUUUUUAAAAAGUAAAACUAGCCCCAGCCUGUCUUAAAUUAUUCUAAUUUUUGACUAUUACCUAAAUUAGGGUUAUCUAAAUUUCACAUACAGAUUGGUAAUUUUUUUCACUUUGUAUGCGUAUUAGAUGAUAAAACAGUAUUUUCAUAGAGUGUAUUUCUAUCAUGAACUACCUAUUGUAAUGGGCUUGAUAGAGAAUCUCCAAAACCUUAUAAAACUUUGAAAUGUAACUUGUUUGAUAAGCUUUAAAAAUUAUAUAAAUCUUCUUUAAACAAGUUGCUGGAAUCCUUACUAGCCUUUCCUACAUAUAAUUGUAAUGCAUUUGAUGACACUGAACAGUAAUAGCAUAGAGAUCAAGACCCACAGUCUAGACUGGAUUGAGUUUUAAUUAAACUUUUCCAGCCAUAACCUGAUAAGAAUCAGACUGGGUCUAGAAGUUAUUAGACUGUGGUCCUGUAUUAAUUUUGUGAGCCAGUGUUAAUGUUUACUGCCAGUCUUGCAUAGCAAUGCCAGUUUGUGGCUGUGACUAUGUAUGUGAUUUUUGGUAACUAUAUCUAAAGCAGUUUAGUUAUGGAAGUACUUAUGAUUAUUUGGACAAGCAGGGUAGGUAAAUUUGGUUACAUUUAAAGUGCAAUUAAGUGUCGAGCACUCUUUCCAGGAAAAAAAAAAGUAUUUGUAGAAUAUAUUAGCGUGAAAACGUUUGAACAUUUAUAGAAUUUUGACAAGUUUCAUUCAGAGUGUGUGUGUGUGUAUGUGUGUGUGUGUGUGUGUGUUUAAUGCAUGGUUGGCUACUUUGCGUUACUUUAAAUUUUCACGGAGGACCAGGAACAUUAGAUUUAGCCAAGGAGAAUUGCAUUUAAUUUUUUCCUGCUAACUUAAGCAAACAUUUUUCACAGUUAUAAGCCCCUUUGAAGUAAGUUUUGUUACAAAGAAAGGCCAUUUAUCUAGACAGAUACAAUUUUCCUAAAAUGGCCAGGAGAAACAGGUUCCCAGUUCUAGCAAAGACACCUGAAUUGUGCCUUCUCUCUUAAAUUGUAGGAACAGUAAUAAUUAGGCAAAAACUUAUUUGAACUAUAUUUUCUUUUUUUCCCCUCUCAUUUCUCCUUAGCUCUGCCCUCCAUAAUUGAUCAACAUCGUUUGUUUUUACCUGUUUGUUUUUAGGUCUCUUUGGCUACACCUCACCCUAUCACUAUCAGAAGUUGUUGAGUAUUUUUUGUUGUUGUUGCUUCACUUUUUAAGUCACCUUGGUAAGAGUUUGGCUGCCUUCUCAUGUUUUUAAAAUUAAUGCAAUGAAUGGCAAUCUUUUUAUUUCAUCCCUUUAACAGAUUUGUAAUGGAAAGAAUGCAAAGAACAAAAUCCAGUUUGGAACCUGAUUCUCAUUUUGGCUGCUGUGACAACAGCAAGUCACAUAACUUCACUUUUUUUUCUCAUGUACAAAAUGUGUAUAUUAACCUACCUCACAGAUAUGUGUGAGAAAUUGUUUCAAGGCCCUUGUUUAAAUAUAGGAUUUACCAUCCUCAUUUAAUAAAAAUGCAUUUAAUAUAAAUUCCCUCCCCUUUUUUAGAUAUCUUUGAUACUGAUAGGUUGAGUAUCUUGAUUUUAGGUAAGUCUUAUGUGCUGAGAAUAUAAUGGUAAAAAUGUUUCAAAACACAGUUACACAAAUUAUAUUAUUUUAAGUGAUUUAAAAUUUCCUGUAAACAGUGAAUAUUUAAAUACCAGAUUUUCUUGUUCUAACAGUUAUCUAGAACUUCUUAAAAUGUUGGCUGAAACUGCCUUAAUGUACCAAAAUACAGUGCUUUCUUAAGACUGUUCACAAAUAUAUGUGGUUGUACAAUGUUUUGUGUUACUUUAAAAUUGAGUGUUAAAUGUAAAAUUCGUACAAAACUGUGAACUCUAAGUAAAGUAAUCUUGAUUUGUUUUAGGAAGGAUACUCAUGUUCUUUCUUAUGUAUGCCUAAAUAUUACACAAUGAAUUUUGAGUAUAACAAAAAAAAACCCUGAAAGUUGACGACUAGUAGGUUAUGUCCAUGAUAAAAUAAGAUUGGAUGUUAUUCAAAUUUUCUCAAGAAUAUUCUAUGUUUAUUUUUUCUUAACCUGUAUUUGAAAAAGAAAAGAAUUCCCAUAGGCUAAUACAUUCAAUAGCUAUAUAAUUAAGUAUUUAAUUGUAUAUGUAUUUAAACAUUGUUUUCAAAAUGUUGAAAUUGGGAUCACUUUCUAUGUUCAUACAAACAAGAAGGAAUAAAAGACCACACUCCCGGUGCUUUGUGUUUUAAUAACCAUAAAUUCAAAUUUCAGUUUUAUUUGUCAUGUAUUUUUCAUUUUAAAAUUCAGUGGUCAGGUCUUAUAGUAAUGGUGUGGUAAAAAGGUCUUCUUGAAUUACAGUAUUUCAUAGUUAUAGCUUCUCCUUCAUUAAUAUUUGCACCAUACAAAAUGCAUAGGUAACAAUCACAAGAGAAAAGCAGCCUGUCUGAUUUGUUUAUAAGCUUUUUUCACAAAAUCAAAUUAAAGACUUUGUUUAAUUUGAAUUGUUUCCGUUUUGUUAUUCAGCUAAUAUUCUGCAUGUCAGUAGUUACAGAGAAAGCUAUUAUAGAAAAUAUUUGCCUGUACAUUUUUUUAGAUUUCAACCAUUUCUAUCUUUGUUGUACACUAUAGUUUCUCCUUUUAGUCACUGUGUUAGUUUUCUGUUGCUACUAUAACAAAUUGCCACAAACUUAGUGACUUAAACAGCACAAUCUGAUUAUCUUACAGUUCUGUAAGUCAGGAGUUCAGUGGUGGGCUCACUGGUGUUGCUGCUUCAAGUCACACGAGGCUGAAAACCAAAGCAUUGGGAAGACUGGUCUGGGAGAUUCUGUUCCACGUUCAGCAGGUUGUUGGCAGGAUUCAGUUGUGUGCUGCUGUGGGAUUAAAGUUCUGUUUAUUUAUUUAUUUAUUUUGACUGUUGGCUAAGGGUCAUUUGCUGCUUCUAGGGACCACCAGCUUCUCUGGCCCACAGCUCCUCUACUCUUCAGAGCCACCUGAGGGUAACAAUCACAACAAGAAAAGCAGCUUGCUUUUCUUGCCUCCACCUUACUACAUCUCUCUGAUUAGCUGGCUCUUCUGCCUCCCUCUUCUGACUUCAAGGUCCUAUGAGAUUACAUUGGGUUCAUCUGGAUAACCUCCAUAUUUUAAGGUCAACUGGUUAGCAACCUUAAUUUUAUCUGUAAAAUGUCUUUUGCCAAUUUACAUUAUUACAUUUACAGGAAUAACAAAGGGGCAUGAAGAUUUUAGAGGUCAAGAUUCUCCUUACUACAAUCAGAAUAGAAAGGGAAGAGUCUCUGUGUUAAAAGUUCUGAAGAUGUGUAGGAGAAGGCCCGACUGAGAGAAUAUUGUGUCAUCUUGGAAGACCAAGUAUUUCACAGAGGUGCUGCUAGGAGGUAGGGAAGGUUUCUUGGUGUACGUUAACAGGUUGUGGGAGGCCUGGACUGUAAAUGAAUUUGACUUGGCUGCUGUUAACUUUUGUUAGGGUUAAGUAGUUUUGGAUACUAUCUUUUAUCUGAUAGAAUGUUUUUAUGUUUACUGAUCUCUUUAUGCAAAAUUACAAGUAAAAUGGAAUCUCAGUCUUUCCAUGGAAACUUUAUGCUAGAUCAAGGGUUUCUUGAGGAUAUGACAUCUGCUUGGGACAUCAUCACUGAAGUCUCACACUGUGUACUUUAAGCAAUCUUGCAGAUCAAUAGCAUGACAAAUUUACCUUGAAUGCUGCUGUGACUUAAAGAAUGGAAGAAACAUGACUGAUAUCAGUGAAAGAGAAAUAUAGCCACAUUGAGUAUAGAUAGAUUUGUCAGAGGCAGCUACUAUUCCUGCAGAACAGACCAUAUCUAUAAAUAGUAACUGGGUGCUAGUUUGUAUUAGA